Molecule: messenger RNA, 878 nt
Organism: Spodoptera frugiperda (fall armyworm)
Lineage: Eukaryota; Metazoa; Arthropoda; Insecta; Lepidoptera; Noctuidae
Exons: 4
Coding region: 323-823 (166 amino acids)
Source: RefSeq, a predicted model, not a curated record
UUUAACGAUCAACGUCCAACAUUUUCUAGCCCAUCAGACCGUAGCAACAGCAUUUGGUUUUGUUCAAAUUAUUUGUAUCAGUAAAUUAAAUAACUCCGGCCUAAGUAGGUAAUAAAAUGACCACUCUUCGCAUGUGUGUGUAAACAAAUAGGUAUAUGUUCAUUUAUUUUUUUAUAUUUGUAAAGGGCUACAGUUGUUGCCCAUAACAAUAAAAAACUUCGUAGUAAAAGGAAGUAACCUUUCUAAUUAAAAAAAAAAUGUAUUUUUUAAAUACACCCCUGGGCAUUAUUUAAUAAAGCAAGUGGUUUUAUUGAAUUUAAGAAUGUUAAAAUAUAUAUCAGUUUUAUUGUUUGUGAUUUUAAAUUUCAGUGAUGUAUUCGGUGAUAAGAAUAAAUAUGGGACGUUCAAUCUAACUCUGACAGGCGCUGACAAAUGCAGAGGUCCCAAACAUAAAGACUGUGCAACAAUGCAAGUUGAGAUUAGUGACCAUAAUAUUUUGUACUAUGACGUAAAUGUAACCCAAAAUGUAAUCUUAACCAAAGGUAAAAUAAUAGCCAUGACAAAAGGGAAAGAAUACAUAAGAUUUCAACUGAAGAAACCAUGCGAACAUUUAUUUUUGAAGCCGAUAUUAUAUGCCAUCUACAAUAUUACAAAAGAUUGUGCAAUUUCUAAAGGUCGUUACCAAUACAAUGUGGAUGUACAAAAAAUAACCCAAUCCUACUACGGAGGAAACUUUUUAUUGGGAAACUGGACAUUUCGAUCACUUUUCUACAGCGAUGAAUGUAACUUCUAUUGUCUUGAUAUUAAAGUUCAAUUGUUUUGAAUUUAUUUCCUUUUCAAUACCGUACGCUUUUAUUGGAUCGAGGAACUAAGGUUAC